UUUUUGAAUGGUGUUAUAGGUGAGUUAAGAUAGGCCUACGUUUUCUUAUAUUGCACAUUCCAUACGCAAAGACAAAGGGAGAUAUUGCAGCAUUGCAAAGGCUGUUCAACCACACCUUGUUUUGAUUGUCAAUAUUACCAACACAUAUUCCUCCUGUGAGCAUAGAGGCCCAGUUGGUGCUAUUCCACUGAAAAUCUAUGGAAGAUUGCUAGAUCCUACUCCCAUCCCAUUUAAUGUUUCAACACAAGACAGGAAACCAGUGCAGGGACCUUAACAUUGGAGUAAUGUGGUCUGUCCUUUUGGUUCUGUUAACAAGAAGCUUCCUUUUGUAAUUUGGCUCAGUUUAAAGCUGUUCUGUGGUCCUUUAUUGAGAACACAAGACCUCUAAGUUUAUCAAUAUUUUAAGUAGACUGAAAGUGAUUGAAGGAGAUAACCAGAAACAUAGAGCAAAAGAAAUCUGAAAAAGCUGUGGUGACAUCAAAACGUCAGUGACUGAAGUUUACACCAAAUAAAAGGCAAAAGAUUAAGUUACAGUGAAGUUCCAGCUCUUGCUCUUCUUCACAGAAAAACAAGACAACGUCUCUCUUUCCUUUUGAAAAGUUUGUGUUCCACUGAACUUUGUCCAGGCUGCGGAAUGGAGCGAGAAGGGGACAAAGUUCACACGGUAGGACCGACGGGAGACUGUGUGUGUGUGCGUGUGUGCUUAUGCGUGUGUUUGUGUGAGUGUGUUUGUGUGUGUGAGUGUGUGUGUGUGUGUGUGUGUGUGUGUGUGUGUGUGUGUGUGUGUGUGUGUGUGUGUGUGUGUGUGUGUGUGUGUGUGUGUGUGUGUGUGUGUGUGUGCGUGUGCGUGUGCGUGUGUGUGUGUCAAGAAAGGAUAAAAGGAAAACAAGGUUUUAAAAAAAAUGUCCCUGACAAGCCAACAGCAGGUGUGCAGACAGGAGCAGUAGCGUAGUAGGAACGCCAGGUGAGAAAGCCAAACAGAAAAUGAAAUGAAACUAUAUAGCCACGGGUGACAGAAGUAGGCUUACAGAACUAAACAAAACUACUGUAUAACUGUAUACAGACACAGGUGAGUUGCUGCUUUGAUUGUGGUCUGAAUGUGUGUGUGUGUGUGUGUGUGUGUGUGUGUGUGUGUGUGUGUGUGUGUGUGUGUGUGUGUGUGUGUGUGUGUGUGUGUGUGUGUGUGUGUGUGUGUGUGUGUGUGUGUGUGUCCAGCAUGUGACCUUUGAACUGCCAAAGCAGUCUGGAAAAGGCAGCACCAAGGCAGUAAUUGUCCAUGAAAAGCAUACUGGGUCAAAUGCAUGUGACCACGGCAGUGUGUGAAUGUGUGUGUUUUUUUAGUGUUUGUACAGUAUGUGUGUGUUUACGUCUCUUUGAUUUUGAUUCUUCCCGAAUACAUCCAGACACCGGGAGUCCCAGUAGCACCAUCCUUUUGACUUUUUGUCCCCCCUUCAUGAAGAAGACUACUACUACUACUACUACUCUGAAGGGGCCAUUGAAGGAACAACAAUCAACCAGACGCGUAAUAAGCAGAAAAGAGAAUGGAGGGAACAGAGGACAGGAGAGAAGGAAGUAGUGGCCUUGGCACCUCCGGCUCGUCGGGACGUCUCUCUGCCCUCCAGGAGCAGCUGAUCUGGUCCCUGGUCAGCUCGGGGCUGUCUCGAGAGGUUCUGAUCCAAGCCCUGGGGGAGCUGGAGGAGGAACGCUCUGCUGCUGGAGGAGGAACACCAGCUGACCUCGGAGCAGCAACAGGUGGUGGCCACGGUGGUAACGGCGAUGGCAGCUGUGGCAAUGGCGGUGGUGGCGGUGGUGACAAGGGGGACAGAGGAGCAGGAGGAGGAGAUGGCGACAGCUCGGAGGAAGGCGAGGAGUUCAUGCCUCCGAUUUACCGGGAGCUGGAGCGCAUGCCACCCGAGGAGGCCGCCCGACAACGCUCCGAGGUGGACCAGCUGCUGCAAGAGGACCCAUGGCGAGUGGCAAAGAUGGUGAAGAGCUACAUGCAGCAGCACAACCUUCCCCAGAGGGAGGUGGUAGAGUCCACGGGGCUGAACCAGUCCCACCUCUCCCAGCACCUCAACAAGGGCACGCCCAUGAAGAACCAGAAACGCGCCGCCCUCUACAGCUGGUACAUCCGGAAGCAGUAUGACAUCAACCAGCAGUUCACUAAUGCAAGUCGAGGCAUGGGCUCCGGGGAGGAGGUAGUUCAGGAGGGGAGGAAGAGACGCAUCAACAGGUUCAAAUGGGGACCGGCCUCCCAACAGAUCCUCUUCCAGGCCUACGAACGACAGAAGAACCCCAGCAAGGAGGAAAGGGAGAGCCUGGUGGAGGAAUGCAACCGAGCAGAAUGUUUGCAGAGGGGGGUGUCACCGUCACAGCUGGCUGGUCUGGGUUCUAACCUGGUGACGGAAGUGCGCGUUUACAACUGGUUUGCCAACCGCCGCAAAGAGGAGGCCUUCCGCCACAAGCUGGCUUUGGACACACCUUCCGGUAGCCAAUCAACAUACAUCAGUGCUCCGCUACCUGCCAGCCCUGUGCAAGGGCUGAAGUAUGUGCAGCCGGUGAGCUGUGACAGUAUGGUGUCUGUGAGGGAGGCGUCAGGCGGUGGGGAGCUCAGCUCGGCAGCAGCACGGCUGACCGCCACUGACCAGCUGGAGCCCAGCCACAGCCUUCUGGACACAAACCACCACAAGCAGGUGUCAGGGGGAGGCUCUCUGCCUCCGGUCAGCACCCUGACGUCUCUGCACGGGGUCUCCAGCUCCUCUGCCCACCACCACCACCACCACCAGGGCCUCAUCAUGGCCUCCCUGCCCAGCGUCAUGAGUCUGGGGGACUCAUCCCUAUUGAUCGGUCUGUCCUCCGCUCAACCACAGACAGUACCUGUCAUCAACAAUGUAGGGGGCGGGUUUACCACUCUCCAGCCAAUCUCCUUUCAGCAGCAGCUGCACUCUUCGCCUCAGCAACCAAUCACACAGCACCUCCAGGGACAUCUAGCGCCCAGUUCCUUCAUGGCAACCAUGGCUCAGUUGCCCUGUCACAUGUACAGUAAAUCAGAUCUCCCCACCUAUCCAACCUCCAACAUACUGCCCCAAGCCAUGCUCAUUGCCGAGAGCAGUAGUAUGGGUACUCUUACCAGCCUCACAGCAGUAAGACAGAUACUGACUUCAGACCCUGAUGAACAAGAAGGGGCGAUGACAGAGGACUCUUUGCACCUGCAGUCAAACUCACCUGUACCAGUUUCCUCCGGUGGCUUGGAUCUCUACCAGUCAUCUCAGUCCAGCGAGUCCCACCACCCGACCCACCUUCUCCCCUCACCCCAAGCAGACAUCGACCCCUACAUCCCCACGCAGAUGGUAUCUACUGCACAGUAGCCACUGCAGGCGAACAGUUCACCUAGCCCCUUUUGGGGGCAGAGAAACCUGGAACAAACAACACACCAGCUGGAUGCUGCCUUACCUUUCAGACAUGGGAGAGGGAGGGAGAAGGGAGACGUGACCCACCUCUACUACGGAGAG
This is a messenger RNA of Engraulis encrasicolus (European anchovy), 3512 nucleotides long. It is a transcript of the gene hnf1a, whose product is annotated as HNF1 homeobox a. The transcript has 10 exons. Lineage: Eukaryota; Metazoa; Chordata; Actinopteri; Clupeiformes; Engraulidae. Bases 1542 to 3368 code for a protein of 608 amino acids. The record is from RefSeq and is a predicted model, not a curated record. Gene Ontology annotation, molecular function: DNA-binding transcription factor activity, RNA polymerase II-specific; RNA polymerase II cis-regulatory region sequence-specific DNA binding. Gene Ontology annotation, biological process: insulin secretion; positive regulation of DNA-templated transcription; liver development. Gene Ontology annotation, cellular component: nucleus.